AUGACCAAGACUGUUGAUGAAGCUAAGGUUCUUAUUGAGAAUCUUGCAGCUAGUGAUUGUAACAACUGUCCUGAUUAUGACCGCUCAAGCCGCACCACUACUAGCUCCCCUGAUUCUUUUCAAAUGACUGAACUCAAGAACAUGAUGGCUCAAGUUCUUAAGGGACAGCUCAAGCAUAUCAAUGCAAUAGAAGGGAUGAGUGAUGCGAAUGAAGACCCAUCAAGAGAAUGCAUGGGAGAUUUCUCUAAUGAAGCCAAUGAAGAAGAUGUGAACUACAUUGGAAACUAUGGGAACAAGGGAUACAAUCCAAGCUAUCGCCCAAACCCCAACAUGUCUUAUAGAAACCCCAAUGUGGAGAAUCCUCAAGACCAAGUGUAUCCUCCAAGGUAUCCACAACAACAAAGGCCUCCUUACCAAUCUCAAGGAAGCCAAUUCCAGCCAAGGCAAGGGUAUGAGCAGAGAUCAUCAUAUCCACCCAAGGAGCCAUAUGCUUCUUCACCAAAUCAAGCUCCUCCAAACCAACAAGGUGGGAGAUUUGAAGGAAUCCUCCAACAGAUCAUGGAUGGCCAGAAGAAGAAUAGCAAAGAGAUGUAUGAGAAGAUGGACACUUUGUUCAGCAAUCUCAAUACUAAGUAUGAUGCUGUUGCCACUCAUGUGAAGAAACUAGAGACUCAAGUCACCCAAACUAUGGAAGCUGUUAAGAGACAGGAAGCUGAAUCCAAGAAGUCCUUUUGCAACUCAGCUGCUAUAGAAGAAAGAUUUGAAGACCAAGUUCCAGAAUGA
This is a messenger RNA of Microthlaspi erraticum, 783 nucleotides long. Lineage: Eukaryota; Viridiplantae; Streptophyta; Magnoliopsida; Brassicales; Brassicaceae. The record is from the annotation of a GenBank genome assembly.